Messenger RNA from Eremomyces bilateralis CBS 781.70, 1289 nucleotides. RefSeq names its product NAD(P)-binding protein. NCBI's taxonomy places the organism in Eukaryota, Fungi, Ascomycota, Dothideomycetes, Eremomycetales, Eremomycetaceae. Gene Ontology annotation, molecular function: oxidoreductase activity. The transcript has a single exon. Bases 130 to 1029 code for a protein of 299 amino acids. The record is from RefSeq and is a predicted model, not a curated record.
CGCAAAAGUGGAUGGGAUCUGCAAACCAAUCCAGGCCUAUAAGUCUCGGUGCUCUAAGGGAAUAAGGGAUACAUUUUUCAGUGAGUACUUCAACACUCAAGGGUCGCUCUCAGCACAUACACGUCGAAAAUGGGUACUUUAGUCAUUGGCGCCGGUGAGCUGGGCAUGGCAAUAUUACAAGCGAUAUCGCUGCACCCCCAUCACGACAGCAAAAAGCUCGCUGUCCUUCUUCGGACGGAGGCGAUCACCUCUCAUGACACCUCGAGGAAAGAGAAUGUCCGAAAAAUCAAGUCUAUGGGAGUGGAAAUCGAAGUCGGCGAUGUUGUUAGCUACUCGCUCGAGGAGCUUGCCGAGAUAUUCAGUGGCUAUGAUACGAUUAUCUGCUGCUCUGGCAUGGGGUUACCUUCCGGGACUCAAAUCAAGCUGUGCGGAGCGGUCGUUCGCGCCCGAACGCCGAGAUAUAUCCCGUGGCAAUUUGGUCUCGAUUACGACCGCAUCGGAUACGGCAGCUCGCAGGACUUGUUCGAUGAGCAACUCCAUGUCCGGGAGGCGCUUCGUGCUCAGACAACAACGACCUGGACCAUCGUAUCGGCGGGACUGUUCAUGAGCUUUCUCUUUCUUCCGGAAUUUGGCAUCGUUGACCUCGAGAAUGGCGUGGUCCAUGCUCUUGGCUCUUGGGAGAACCGUGUUACCGUCACCGGCCCCAAAGAUAUUGCCACCAUGACCGCAGAAGUGGUCUGUAAUGCGGAAGACACCGCCGACCGAGUGGUAUAUAUCGCUGGAGACACUAUCUCAUAUGGUCAGUUGGCAGAGCUUUUAGAAGCUCGAUUUCAAAAGGAAUUUGUGAAGAAGCUAUGGGACAUUCCGACUUUACAUCGCCAAUUAGCCACAGAUCCUGGCAAUGGGAUGAUUAAGUAUCGAAAUGUAUUCGCCGAUGGUCGUGGAGUUGCUUGGGAUAAAGCUGAAACACUGAAUGUCAAGCGCAGCAUUCCGCUUACGGACCUCAAUUCAUACCUUGACAAGCUUUGAGAGAUGAAUCUCAUUAGAUAAUUUCCGUAGCCAAUCUGGUCCUGAAUCUAGGUGAUCAAAGGUCUUGUCCCUGCUCUGGAUGGGAAAUAAGUUGAGCUCUCGCCUCUAGUUACUCGUCAUCUGAUGCCUUUCGCUCGCUUGACAAACAUUGAGUGACCGCCCCGAUGCGUAGUCCAGAAUAGAAUUAAGAAUUACGAUAGGUACAGUUAAUUUACUAAAAAGAAGAAGACCAUCACUACGAUUUUCCUCAUGGUUGUUUG